Messenger RNA from Psylliodes chrysocephalus, 912 nucleotides. Lineage: Eukaryota; Metazoa; Arthropoda; Insecta; Coleoptera; Chrysomelidae. The record is from the annotation of a GenBank genome assembly.
AUGAUUAUUUUUCAAAUAAUAUUAAUUCUAGGAUGUAUUUUAUCAGAAUUCCAUUUACAAGAUUCGUCUAGUUCGAGCAUUUUUACAUUUCCUAAAGAUAACAAGCCGAAAAGCAGGUUCAGGAUUAUCGGAGGAAAUGUAGUUACUCCUCCCAAUCUUUAUCCAUUCCAAGUUGCGCUGAACGUGAGAUACAGCUCUUCAAUUGCACUGUGCGGAGGAAGCUUGAUUUCCGAACAAUGGGUUUUGACAGCAGCUCAUUGUGUCGAUAAAUUUCCUUUGUACAUAGAUGUGAUUAUUGGAGCGCAUAAUUUGACAGACACAAUGGAACCGGCUCGACAAACAUACCGUUCGACACUGCAUUUUAUCCAUUCCGAUUGGUCAGAUGUAGCCCUUCAAAAUGAUAUAGCAUUAAUCAAAUUACCAGAAAACGCUACGCUUAACGAAAACGUCGGAUUAAUCGGACUGGCCACAGGUUUCGGUACAUUCGCUGGUCGAAGUGGUACGAUUUUAGGAUGGGGUUUAACUGAAACUGGCGUAACAUCUAAUCCACUUCUACAAGUCACUGUGGACAUCAUGUCAAAUGCUGUUUGUAGAGCAACAGAUCCUGCGUACUAUAUAAUCCAAAAUAGCCAUCUGUGCACGUCCGGUGUCGGAAUAAGAGGCAGCUGUAACGGUGAUUCUGGCGGUCCCUUAGUGGUGGGCAAUACCUUGGUAGGUAUCGUUUCUUUUGGUCCUGAAAAUUGUGCGCUGGGAUACCCCUCGGUGUUUACCAGAGUGACGAGUUAUUCAGACUGGAUACUUCAAACUAUGACGACUGAAGCCAGUGCGACGAUGAGAACGGGAGCAAGUGCAAAGUUUACUUCCAAUAUUUUCGCUUUAAGCAUUUUAAUAUUGUUAAUUUGUUUUAAGUAA